This is a messenger RNA of Nylanderia fulva, 600 nucleotides long. RefSeq lists its product as uncharacterized. Gene Ontology annotation, molecular function: nucleic acid binding. NCBI's taxonomy places the organism in Eukaryota, Metazoa, Arthropoda, Insecta, Hymenoptera, Formicidae. The record is from RefSeq and is a predicted model, not a curated record.
AUGCCUCCAUCCGCGCCUCACUUCGGCGGACUAUGGGAGGCCGGGGUUCGCAGUGUCAAGUAUCACCUUCGCAGAAUCGUCGGUUCGCACACUCUUACGUUCGAAGAGUUCACAACGAUUCUCUGCAACAUUGAGGCCUGCCUUAACUCACACCCUAUCGCGCCUCUCACCGAUUCCGUCGACGAUUGCGAUUCUCUGACGCCCGGUCAUUUCUUGAUCGGGUCCGCGAUUACGAUCGCGCCUGAACCCUCUGUACUGCAUCUACCUGAGAACCGCUUGACGCGCUGGCAACUUGUUCGCCAGCUCACAAAACGCUUCUGGAAAAUCUGGCAGCAGGACUACGUCAAUACCUUGCAACAGCGCGUCAAAUGGAAGCAAGUUUCGAAAAACGGAAUUCGCGUCGGGUCGCUGGUCCUGUUAUGCAAUUCUCUCCUUCCGCCUUGUAAAUGGGACUUAGCUCGCGUCAUCCGAUGUCACCCGGGUCCAGACGGUUUGAUUCGCGUCGCGACGGUGAAAACCGCGACAUCCGAAUAUACUCGGCCUAUUGUCAAAUUAUGCUUACUUCCGAUAGAUGUCGAAAGCCUGGACAACCUUACGUAA